AUGGGUCGCGGACAACGCCUCCGCCGCAGCCAUCUCCGCCCCUCCCCUGCUCCGGCGCCCGUAGGCGGCCACCGACCCACGUCCCUACAUCGUCUUUCCGGCGGCCAAGAAGAUAGGGACGGGGUUCUCGUCGCCGACGAUGACAUCGACGGGUCGACACGAUCACCCGCCGACGGUGUCUGCAGGGACCUCAUCUCCAACCGCCGCCGGGCGAGGCCCAGCCAUCUUCCACCUCUGCACGCGGAACCAAAUGUCUUGGACUCAGAGGAGUUGCUUGACACUACAACACUGAAGGCUGACGACUCAUCUCUUUUGCAGCCUACAUCACCUCUCAAGGACGAACAAAUUCUGACACCUCAGCAGCGCCAAGCCCUGGACGAAGCCCAGGCUAAAGCCAAUCUGUUUCUGACUCAACCGUCUGACAGUGCUUACCAAUAUUGGGUGCUGGAAGAGCCAGAUAUGUUCACAUCCAACGAAUUGUUCAUUGCCAUGGCAACAUUGGGGGAAUCACCCAUCACUGACGCUUCCUCCAAGCGGGCACUGGUGGCGACUCACUCGCCGACGCCACCCAUUUCUGCCCGGAAACCUACCGGUUGGAAUCAUCAGUUUUUCAUCAGAGUAGAUCUUGAUCAAGUUUUCCACACGUAUCCUAAGCUAGGUGGGCCGUUCCAGAGCUUGGAGGAAGCUGAGAUGGCUAUAUUCCUCCGCCUUGAUGAACUACAGGAUCCAAAAAUGUGCACAAAUGAUGGACUUUCAUGGUCGGAGAUUGCUAUACGAGAUGCUCUUUACUGGCCAGAUGGCACAAGCCAGUAUUCUUCGAGAUCCAAUCCGGACGAAGAUCAUAUGGGCUUAUUGGUUCAAGCUUUGUUGGACAAGUACAACGAGGAGAACACGCUUUCAGGGGAUUGUGCAUAUCAAGUUGAAAAUGUUGUGAGCUUCCAAGAAGUUUAUGAGGGCGAUGCUGGCUGGUACUAUCAUCUGAACUGUACUAGAAAGACUGAAGGAAGCGUCGGCAAUCUGUUCUUUGCUGAAGUCUCGAAAACGAUAAGAGGAGAAAUUGAAGAAUUUGAGCUCACCUGUCUCCAUAUGCUUGAAUCUAUUGAUAAUGGUACAUGCUAUGGUUGUACAAGCGAAGUUAUUGGUAUGAUUCACCCCAUUGGCGCUGGUAAAUACAAAGGCGGCCACGAUCCCUCAUGGCCACGAGGUUAUGGUAGUCAUCCACUGGAUUUCCCUGACGUGGACAAAGAUGAUCCUCUGGUAUUCCCCAAGGAUGUGGAUGCUUGGAGGAAAGCGAACGAGGAAAGGAUUAGAUGUCUAUUCCAGGACGAUGAUGAGGAAAAAUCAGAUGCUGGAAGGACUCCUGCCUGUUCGGACAUGAGCCAGGGAAGGAGGCAGAAGUACGUUAUACCGGCGAGGCGUCAGUUUGUUUGAGAUGUACCUGCCUGUUUAUCUGAAGUAGCUAUGGGGCAGGUUGAACCGUUGAAGUUUUACGCGGGACUUGGAAGUGUGAAGAAUCUAAGCACAGUAGCUAGAUUGUUGAUUUCUAGCAUGUGUGGUAAAUCUAGUCCAUAAUUUGGCACUAACACAUAAUGCGUGUACGUUUGUACUGUGUUUCUAAAAAAAAAUACAUAAAAUACUUAACAUGUUGGCUUGCAUUCA
Molecule: messenger RNA, 1659 nt
Organism: Lolium rigidum
Lineage: Eukaryota; Viridiplantae; Streptophyta; Magnoliopsida; Poales; Poaceae
Exons: 9
Coding region: 1-1431 (476 amino acids)
Source: RefSeq, a predicted model, not a curated record